UGAAAUGUCAAAAAUUGCCUUGCAGGUUGUGCAGAACAGAUUGGAAAACAAUAAUGUUGUUAGUCUUAGCAUAUUAAAUGUAUUAAUUGGCCAAACCUGUUGUGCAGAAGAGGAUGGAGAACAAUGAUUCUGGACAGCUCCUGCUCGUGGAAAGAACGGGCAUCCCAAUGAAUGAGCUGCUCAUGUUCUGUUGUGACAUUCCCAUUUCAGCCAAAUAAACAAUGCCACUAGGGUGUCACAGGAGUAGUCAUGGGAUCACCUCUGUCAUCUACAAGGAACAUUUUGAAGAUAUUCUGAUAGGAAACCACCCCACUGAAACCAUCAGUGUGGCUGUGCUAGAUGGCUAGUAUCAGUGAGAUAUGCGAGAGUACGCGGAUGGCCCGUGAGAUGGCUCUGUUGGGCAACUACGAGUCGGCCACUGUAUACUACCAGGGAGUGGUGCAGCAGAUCCACCGGCUGCUGCAGAGCAUACAGGACCCAUCCAGGAAGCUCAAGUGGCAGCAGGUACAGCAGCACAUUGCUCGCGAGUACGAGCAGGUGAACGGCAUCACGCACACCCUGAGUCUGUUCCGCGCCGACAGCCACGACAGCAGGCCCAUCGGCACUUCGCUGCGUGCCUCGUCGUUCGAGGAGCCCACGCGCGAUCCGGACGUGUGGCCGCCGCCGCCGCCCCGCGACCCGGACGUCUGGCCGGCGCCCACCACCUCAGAGCACAAGCAGCCGCCGCAGGUACGACCCGUGCGUGGCCCGAAAAAGGCUGCCGACUCGAAGCCACCAUCGCGCAACUCGCGCAGCGGCGGUGGCGCCUCCAAGCGGACGGGUGGUGGAACCUCGAAGGCGCGCCGCGAGGACAGCAAGAGCAGCGACCGGCGCGCCAAGGGCGGCAAGGACGACAAGAAGACUGAUGAUAAGGGCUCGGAGAAGGGUGCCGACGGCAAGGAGGCGGGCGCCGAGGGCGGGGCCGAGGACGACGAGGAGAAGCGGUUCGACCCGUCCGGCUACGACCGCGACCUGGUCGAAAUGCUGGAGCGCGACAUCGUGCAGAAGAACCCGGACGUGCGCUGGGACGACAUCGCCGACCUGCACGAGGCCAAGCGGCUGCUGGAGGAGGCCGUCGUGCUGCCCAUGUGGAUGCCGGACUUCUUCAAGGGUAUCCGGCGUCCGUGGAAGGGUGUGUUGAUGGUGGGCCCGCCCGGCACGGGCAAGACCAUGCUGGCCAAGGCGGUGGCCACCGAGUGCGGCACCACCUUCUUCAACGUCUCCUCCUCCACGCUGACCUCCAAGUACCGCGGCGAGUCGGAGAAGCUGGUCCGCCUGCUGUUCGAGAUGGCACGGUUCUACGCCCCGUCCACCAUCUUCGUGGACGAGAUAGACUCUCUGUGCUCGCGGCGAGGCUCUGAGACGGAGCACGAGGCCUCGAGGCGGGUGAAGUCUGAGCUGCUGAUGCAGAUGGACGGCAUCAGCUCGUCGCAGGACGACCCGGGCAAGAUCGUGAUGGUGCUGGCCGCCACCAACUUCCCCUGGGACAUCGACGAGGCGCUGCGUCGUCGCCUGGAGAAGCGCAUCUACAUCCCACUGCCCAACAGUAAUGGUCGGGAGGCGCUGCUGCGGAUCAACCUGCGGGAGGUGGAGGCGGACCCGACGCUGGACUUGAAGGUCGUGGCCGAUCAGCUGGACGGAUACUCGGGGGCCGACAUCACCAACGUCUGCAGGGACGCGUCCAUGAUGUCGAUGCGCCGCAAGAUCGCCGGCCUACGUCCGGAGGAGAUCCGCGCCCUGCCCAAGGAGGAGCUCGAGCUGCCCGUCACCGACCACGACUUCAGCGAGGCCAUCGCCCGAUGCAACAAGUCCGUCUCGGCCGCCGACCUCGACAAGUACGAGAGCUGGAUGCGCGAGUUCGGCUCCAGCUAGGAGGCGGGCGCGCGCCGCCCUGGCGCUCCGCACACGUCGACGGGUGCGGGGUUGUGGAGCGGCCAACGACGUCUGGCUGACUGAGUCACUGCCCGUAGGCCAGCGGACAGAGAAGACUGACGCACGUCUGGGACGCGAGCGGCGUCUGGCUGACUGGGUCGCUGCUCACAGGCCAGCGGACAGAGAAGACUGACGCACGUCUGGGACGUGAGCGGCGUCUGGCUGACUGGGUCGCUGCUCACAGGCCAGCGGGCGGAGAAGGCUGACGCACGUCUGGGACGUGAGGCGCCGGUAGAAGCGAGUUAUGUUGUUUCCAAACCCUUUAUACACUGGACGGCACUGUGAUACUAACGAACUAGCACCAUCUUUGCUCACUGACUUAUUUAAUAAUUUAAUAUAGAGCUUUGUAGCAUUCUGCCACGGGGUAUAAGGGUGGUUGUGAAUCUGUGAGUGUAUUGUUGCUUAAAAUUUUGAGGUGAGUUCGGCAUGAGUGAUGCAUAUUAAACUUAACUUACAGUUUGAAGUAAAGUAAAACAUUGAGUAUACAUUCCUGCAACGGGACACAAUUGUUGACAGCGUCAUCACUCAUUCACAGAUAAACGCGCAUUCUGGAAACGAAAUGUAGGUUUUUGUCUUUUGUAUGUUAGCACACAUUUACGUCUAAUAAAAACACUAUAGCAAAU
Messenger RNA from Pollicipes pollicipes, 2594 nucleotides. RefSeq names its product katanin p60 ATPase-containing subunit A-like 1. Lineage: Eukaryota; Metazoa; Arthropoda; Thecostraca; Pollicipedomorpha; Pollicipedidae. The coding region runs from base 340 to 1911 and encodes 523 amino acids. Gene Ontology annotation, cellular component: microtubule cytoskeleton. Gene Ontology annotation, molecular function: ATP hydrolysis activity; ATP binding; microtubule severing ATPase activity. The record is from RefSeq and is a predicted model, not a curated record. Gene Ontology annotation, biological process: microtubule severing. The transcript has 11 exons.